This is a messenger RNA of Pseudogymnoascus verrucosus, 1208 nucleotides long. RefSeq lists its product as uncharacterized. Gene Ontology annotation, molecular function: gluconokinase activity. Gene Ontology annotation, cellular component: cytoplasm. The transcript is spliced from 2 exons. Bases 1 to 825 code for a protein of 274 amino acids. NCBI's taxonomy places the organism in Eukaryota, Fungi, Ascomycota, Leotiomycetes, Thelebolales, Thelebolaceae. The record is from RefSeq and is a predicted model, not a curated record.
AUGCCCCCGCCGUCGUGGGAUCAACCCCAGACCGCCCUGUCGGCCACCCCCAACAUCUGGGUCAUAACGGGGCCUUCGGGAGCCGGCAAGUCUAGAGUUGGGAAAUACCUAUGCGCCAAACUAGGUUUCAUCUUCAUCGAAGGCGACGACUUCCUCACCGAAGAGGAAAAGGCAAACAGCGGCGUCGUCGACGAUAAUCGCCAUGCCGAAAUCCUCGUCGCAAUCAUCCACGAAGCCAUAAGGCAAGCACGCCACGGCACCGCAGACGUCGUCGUCGCUUGCUCAGCCCUCCGCGUCGCCGACCGCAACACCUGGCGCAACGCUGCCGCGGGCGCCAACAGAUCCCCUAUCACCACCCACGGAUUUCAGCCAUCAUACUCCUUGAGCUUCGAGGAUUUCGCCCUUCCGAACCACCAUGGGGACUUCCACGCCGUCGACAAUCAGGGCCCCUACCUCCAAGGGUCCCAGGACCCCUACCCCCACACCAUCACCAACGACGGUUUCGCCUACCACACCACGGCACCCAGCACCCUGGACAACACCACCCUUGCCCUCCGCCCCAUCCACCUCCAAUUCGUGUACCUCGCCAUCUCGGAGAAGCUGUCGCGGAAGACGGUCAAGAAUCGACAGGAAACGACCGACCACCACGUCUCUGUAACCGCAGUGCCGGACCAAUUUCGCAAUCUCCAGCCGCCGGAGAAGUGGGAGCGAGAUUGCUUCAGGCAGAAGAGCUUGGAGGCGCCGAAGUUGACGGUUGCGGUUGAGAAGCAUGUAGUGAUGGUGGGGGGUGGGUUGAAGAGGUGUAAGUGUAUGUUUUGUCCAUGAGGGGGACUGUGUGUUGGGCACGUGGGUGCCAGUCACGACAGGUCUGGUUCAUCUGACUGGCUUGAGUCUUGGAUAUAAGAAAAGGGAGACGACUAGGUGUUGAGGGUUAUAUAUGGGACGGGGAAUGUUUGCUUUGAAAGACUACACGCAUACGAUAGAGGGUAUGCGUGUUCAGAAGAGGAGGAUUACAAGAGGGCACGCAUGCAAGAACACCAAUCAUUAUCGGCGCACAGCACACGACAAACAUACAACACAUACAGCUUUUUCUAUUUUAAACUACCAACUUGGAUAUACCAAUAUUUUCUUUUUGUCUACGCAAGACACGAAACCGAUUUCGCAAAAUCAGACAGGAGUUUGGGAAUGCAUAUAUUAGCGGGGGAAAA